GACAUCCAUUUACGUGUGUAUUAUGUCAAUGGCUAGCCCUUGCAUUGAGCUUUGUACACAGACUUCAAUAUGCCUGGCUUGGCUCAUUCAACGAACAAGUAAAAUAAUGGUGAUCUUGUAAGGGAAAAGCAUAUUUCGUGCUCCGAUGAAUGGUCGUGGGCAUCAGAUAUCAACCUUGCAUAAAAGCACCGAAAAAAUGUAUUUAGCUGACGACUGUGAGCAGUUAAUUUGAAACGUAAACAUAAGCAGAAUCACCUAUUCUUGGCAGCUUAGCUGAGCAGCAAUGCAAUGCAAUGCAUGAUGUUUUCUUCCCUGACAAGUUGAAGUUCAAUUCAACGUGAGCCCAGCCAGAUCCAGAGCCCCAGUUGUUGAUCAAGCAAGUAAUUUACCUUGGAAGAGUGGAAUAGAUCUAGAUGUAAUCAACAGCACCAUGAAUAGGCAGACAUUAUAUUAAAAAUCGUCCAACGUGCAUGACGAGGCAGCAGAAGUGACUAGGUUUUUACCACUUUUAAGUUUUGGGAGAAAGUGGCUAUCUGCAGUAAAGAUUUGAACAAAGAGAGUUGAAGUGAAGACAAAAUUAAGGAAAAUAGCAUUUUAAUACAACUAAUAAGUAUUAGUCCAUCAGUUUUUUUUUAAAUUGUGAGCAGCAGAGCGUGAAAAUCCUGUUUCUUCCUUUGCCUUUGGCUUUGGCUUUGUUUGACCGUGUUUGAAAACAACCAGUGCAAGUUCGUGAAGAUGGAGGAGGAUGAGGGAUUUAUGAUGGGAGAAGAAGACGAGCUUGGAUUUGAUGAUGAUGAUGAUGAUGCAGGAUCAAGUGACUUUGGAGACCAUUUUGAGAUGGAGGAGGACGACGGUUCAUACAGUCGAGAUCGAGAGGAUAUCGACGAUUUCCAGUAUCAAGUGUUAACUCCGGACGAUAUUGUGCAAUUAAUGGUUGAUACAAUACGUGAAGUCAACAAUGUUGUAAAGAUUCCAGCAACUGUGACAAGGAUACUUCUAAACCACUUCAAAUGGGACAAGGAGAAGUUAAUGGAGCGGCUAUAUGGUGGCGACCCUGAUGCAGUCUUUACAGAGGCACAUGUCAUCAGCCCAUAUAGGAAAAACUACGCAAAACAACCAAAGGUUAACACAAGGUCAUCAGUUGCUGUGACAGAGUACUGUGAAAUCUGCUUCAGAACUGUUCUAGGAUCAUCGAUGACAGGUAUUGAGUGCAACCAUAAAUUCUGUGCAGAUUGCUGGACAGAGUAUCUUACAACCAAGAUCAUGGAGGAAGGCAUGGGCCAGACUAUAACCUGUGCAGCUCAUGGAUGUGAUAUCCUUGUAGAUGACAUCACUGUUAUGAAAUUAGUGAAAGAGUCGAAAGUGAAACUGAAGUAUCAGCACCUGAUAACCAACAGCUUUGUGGAGUGCAAUCGUUUGAUGAGAUGGUGCCCCGCCCCAGACUGCCCUAAUGCAUUCAAAGCUAACCACAUAGAACCCCACCCUGUUACCUGUAUCUGUGCACAUACAUGCUGCUUUGUCUGUGGUGAGAACUGGCAUGACCCUGUCAAGUGUUCGUGGCUCAAGAAAUGGAUCAAGAAAUGUGAUGAUGACAGUGAGACUUCAAACUGGAUUGCAGCUAACACCAAAGAAUGUCCCAAGUGUCAUGUGACCAUAGAGAAGGACGGCGGAUGCAAUCACAUGGUUUGUCGCAACCAGAACUGCAAGGCCGACUUCUGUUGGGUGUGUCUAGGACCGUGGGAACCCCAUGGAUCAUCAUGGUACAACUGCAAUAGGUAUGAUGAAGAUGAUGCAAGGAAAGCAAGAAACAACCAAGCAUACAAAUCGUGGGAAAAUGUUCAGCGAUCGAGGCAGGCGCUAGAGAGGUACCUGUUCUACUGCAACCGCUACAUGAAUCACAUGCAAAGUUUACGAUUUGAGAAUAAGCUUUACGCCCAGAUAAAGCGCAAGAUGGAGGAGAUGCAGCAGCAUAACAUGUCAUGGAUCGAGGUCCAGUUCUUGAAGAAGGCUGUAGAUGUCCUGUGCCAAUGUCGCAGUACCCUCAUGUACACUUACGUCUUUGCAUUCUACCUCAAAAAGAACAACCAGUCCCUUAUAUUUGAGGAGAAUCAGAAGGACUUGGAGAAUGCGACAGAGACUUUAUCAGAGUACCUAGAAAGAGAUAUCACCUCGGAUGCCCUGGCAGAAAUCAAGCAGAAAGUACAAGAUAAAUCAAGGUACUGUGAGAGCAGAAGAAAGGUGGCACUAGAACAUGUCCAUGAAGGAUAUGAGAAGGAUCUCUGGGAGUAUUACGAUGAUUGAAUACCGGUAGCAGCCAGAGUAGCAUCUAGGAAGUGACUAUUUUAUCCAUUGUAGGAGGAUUAAGAGAAACGUUAAUGACUUCCAUCUUUACUUUCCAAAAAACUUGUUUGUUAUGUGCAUCUUAUUAGCAUAAGGAGAAAGUUCAAAUGUUUUUCUUCAUGUAUCUGUAACGUUGCGUUUGUUCGUUUCAUCCCCCUGCCAAGUCAUCUAUUUGCAUUUCUGCUUUCAUAUAUUACUCAUAAAAGGAACUAUUAGGAUUCUACCGUAUUUGCCGGCGUAAAGGCCACAGUAUUUUUGGAAGAGAAAAUAUCAAAAAGUCGGGGUGCGGCCUUUACGACGAAACAGA
Molecule: messenger RNA, 2647 nt
Organism: Strongylocentrotus purpuratus (purple sea urchin)
Lineage: Eukaryota; Metazoa; Echinodermata; Echinoidea; Camarodonta; Strongylocentrotidae
Gene: arih1
Product: E3 ubiquitin-protein ligase arih1
Exons: 15
Coding region: 736-2301 (521 amino acids)
Biological process (GO): protein polyubiquitination; ubiquitin-dependent protein catabolic process; positive regulation of proteasomal ubiquitin-dependent protein catabolic process
Cellular component (GO): nucleus; ubiquitin ligase complex; cytoplasm
Molecular function (GO): ubiquitin protein ligase activity; zinc ion binding; ubiquitin conjugating enzyme binding
Source: RefSeq, a predicted model, not a curated record